This is a messenger RNA of Solea solea (common sole), 2530 nucleotides long. RefSeq names its product ring finger protein 13 (gene rnf13). The record is from RefSeq and is a predicted model, not a curated record. NCBI's taxonomy places the organism in Eukaryota, Metazoa, Chordata, Actinopteri, Pleuronectiformes, Soleidae. Gene Ontology annotation, molecular function: ubiquitin protein ligase activity; zinc ion binding. Gene Ontology annotation, biological process: positive regulation of DNA-templated transcription; protein ubiquitination; ubiquitin-dependent protein catabolic process. Gene Ontology annotation, cellular component: nucleoplasm; cytoplasm. The coding region runs from base 332 to 1486 and encodes 384 amino acids. The transcript has 10 exons.
ACGUUUACGCUCUUACAUGAAAAAAAAAAAGAAGCUAGCGGAUUAAAGUGUUCAUGAUCGUACUGCCAACGCUAAAACGGGAUGACAAACUUCUUCGCCGUGCCUCAGAUUCCCACACGUGACGCGUCCUAAAGGAGAGCGAUGUCAUUGUCAGCAGAUAAACUCAUCGACAACAUAAAUCUGCGGGCUGGAAUAAAGUUGACAUCAAAUGGUGCAUAGGGCUUCCCCUCUAGGUCAACGUGUGUGUGUGUGUGUGUGUGUGUUUGUGUGUUUAUGGUGUAUGUUAAUGAGUGAGCACCUUAGCAGCUAGGGGUUGUAAAGUGAUGCCAAGAUGCUCCUGUCGCUGGGAAUGCUGAUGCUGUCGGCGACACAGAUCUACACCAUCUUCACCGUUCAGCUCUUCGCUUUCCUCAACCUGCUGCCUGUGGAGGCCGAUAUCGCUGCUUACUCAUUUGACAACAAAACAGAGAACUUUGAUGACCUGCCUGCGCGGUUCGGCUUUCGUCUUCCCAGCGAUGGACUGAAGGGCUUCCUGAUCGGUGCCCGGCCGGAGAAUGCGUGCGAGCCCAUUGAGCCUCCUCCGAGGGACAACUUGACAGGUGCCUUCAUUGUCCUCAUCAAGAGGUUGGACUGCAACUUUGACAUCAAGGUCCUCAAUGCCCAGAAAGCAGGUUACAAGGCAGCCAUUGUUCAUAAUGUGGACUCUGAUGACUUGAUCAGCAUGGGAUCAAAUGACCUGGAGGUUCUGAAGCAGAUUGAUAUUCCCUCUGUGUUUGUGGGUGAGGUGACUGCCAAUUCUCUGAAAGACGACUACGCAUACGACAAGGGGGGAUAUGUGGUCCUCAUGCCAGACUUCAGCCUGCCGCUGGAAUAUUACCUGAUCCCCUUCCUUAUCAUCGCAGGAAUCUGCCUCAUCCUCAUUGUUGUCUUCAUGAUUACCAAGUUUGUCCAGGAUCGACACAGAGCUCGUAGGAGUCGCCUGCGCAAAGAUCAGCUCAAGAAACUUCCAAUUCACAAGUUCAAAUCAGGAGACAACUACGAUGUCUGCGCCAUCUGCCUGGACGAAUAUGAAGAUGGAGACAAGCUCCGAGUCCUGCCAUGUUCUCACGCCUACCACAGUAAGUGUGUGGACCCGUGGCUGACCAAAACCAAGAAGACCUGUCCGGUGUGCAAACAGAAGGUGAUCCCCUCGCAGGGCGACUCGGAGUCGGAUUCAGAGGACGGCGAGAGCGGCCCCGACGAGAACGAGGAGGUGUCGGAGAGCACCCCGCUGCUGCGCUCCUUGGCCUCCACCAGCGCCCACUCCUUUGGGACCAUGUCAGGAGCGUCGCACUCGGAGCACGACCAGGAAUCCUCCGAGUACGAGGACGACGAGCUGGACAGCAGCGACAGCGAGGAGGAGGUCACUGUGGAGACCGUGGUGGUGCAGCUGCAACAGCCUUCCUCCGAAGGCCUCGACCACGAGCACAACCUGCCCAAAGCUUGACAGAUUGUUGGUCAAUAAACACCCCCCCCUCCCCUCCUCCCACCUCCCUUUGCAACACCCCAACCUCACAGCUGCAGAGACUUUUGUUGGGGGUCACGGAAACCGGUUCAUCAUCUGGGUUCUUCUGUUGCUGCUUUCAAUACAUUGUAAUGUAUCCUUAAGUUCACAUACAAAUCUAAAUUUGACUUUUAGCUGAUUCCCACGCGUGUGACUGGAGGUCAGUGAGUGAAAAUUGAAUGGGCUGUUUGACAGAUUUGAGAGGAAUGAUGACACUGAUAUACAGUAGACUGUUAUACUGUACACUGUAAAUUCAUAAAAAAAAAGACAACACGCUGCUGUUUUGUCUCCUUUAGUGAAGAAGUCCCAAUCAUUGUCCGACACAAACUUCAGUAAAGGUACUAUGUAUACCGUAGAUCACUAUAAGAUACGUGUUUACGUUUGAUUCAUCUCCGACAGGUUCACUACUGUACAUACAUGUUCUGCUUAUUUAAAGCGCUAUGCAGCAUCCAUAACCAUCAAGUCAAGGAACGGUUAAAAUCACAGCAAUUUUUUGCCAUUUUUAUUUCGAGUCUGGCGCAUGAAGGAGACGGACGAGCUGCUCCCGUCUGUGUUUUAUGCCACAGUUUAUCUGUUACAGUGACUGGAGGCAAUCCAGGGUGAGAAAUGCACACUGCUCGCCACGUGACGUCACGUUCUUAUGUCGUGGGUCACAAAUUCAAGUGUGAAGAGACACUUGAGGGACAACUGUGUCCACUCUGCCUGUGAUGAACUUCUUCUGGCUGCUUCAGACCUGUCACUUUAUUUAACAUAGAGCAGGUAUUGGUUGAUCGGCCUUGUGAUAGAUGUUUAAGGUCAUUUUAAUACUGUUUAUAGUGAAUAUUCUAACUUUUUCUUUUGCCAUAACAGCUUUAUUUUCAUUGAAAAAAAAGAAAGAAAUCCCGUUGCCUUUUUAAGUUGGCGUAUCUUGUCUGUGUUUUCGUUCCGUUUGUCUUUUCUCAAUAUGAAUUCACUUCGAUGAAAUAAAAAUGACACUUAACAUGGAAA